UUUUCUUUCGCCCCCGAAAAAAGACGUGUGGUAAAGUGUGUGUGUGUCCGGUGAGGGGCGACAUUGGUAAACAAGAAGCGGUUAACGCGACACAAAAAAAAAAUACGGCCCUUGCUCGACGGAGCGACGGUGUUCCUCUCGUGGGCGUCCCGACACCGUGAUCGCCGACGAUGAGUGAUGUGGAUAUCGGCAAACUCAAGGUGGUCGAGCUGAAGGCCGAACUCCAAGCGCGAGGCCUAGAUACAAAGGGUAACAAAGCGGUGCUCGUGAAACGACUGCAGGAUGCCAUCGAUUCGAGCGAGUCCGGAGGCAAUUCAGGUGCUGCCCUAACGAGCGUCGACGAAGGGGACGAGUCGCAGAGUUCGGCCACCAACCUGGGUGGCAGCGGUGACGACAGCUGCAAUCAAGACGACGACUCGUCCAAGCAGGAGGAAGAAGUGAAGGAGGAACAGCAGCUGGAGGAAGAGGAGGAGGACGGGGCCCCGGCCAUGGAGGAAGGGGACAGCACACCACAAGUCCAGGUGAAGCAGGAGCCCGUGGACAAGGAUGCCGCCGCCACCGACACCACCUCGACGGUGCAAGUCAACGGCGAGCAGCAGGUCAAGGAGGAGAUGGGCGGAGGAGACGCCGGCAGUGCUAAUGCUCAGCAAGGGAAACGGAAAAGGUCGCCAAGCCCUCCGAGGAAUAGGGCAAGAUCUCCGCAGGUGAAGGCGGAGGUGGAGGAAUUUCCCGAGGAAACCUUUGACCUGACGUUGGUCACGCUCGAUACGUACAACUCGGACUUGAACCUGUGUAUAGACAGCAGCCGGUAUGAGGCGGAGUCCAUGAGCCAGCUUGGCUUUGGCCUUAUGUGGGCGGGGGCAAGAGCCUCCUAUGGCGUCAACAAGGGCAAGAUCUGCUUUGAGACAAAGAUCACAAAGUACCUGGACGUCUCCCAUUUGCCGUCGGACGAACCCACACCAAACGUUGCCCGUGUCGGCUUCUCCAUAGAGGACACAUCUAUGCAGUUAGGUGAGGAGCCACUGUCGUACGGCUACGGUGGUACGGGCAAGAUCUCGGAGAACUGCAAAUUCAAGGACUACGGAGAACCCUUUGCGGAAGGGGACGUCAUUCUGGCUAUGGCGGACAUGGACAGCGAUCCCGUGCAGCUGUCGUAUGCCAAGAAUGGCAGGCAUCUGGGCACCGCCUUUGAGAUCUCCAAGGAGACGCUCAAGGGCCGGGCACUGUUCCCCCACGUCCUGGCCAAGAACUGUGCCUUCCAGUGCAACUUUGGGCAACUGCCGGAGCCCUGGUUCAAGCCGCCCGACUCAAGCUACACAUUCAUUGGCUGCGUUCCGUUGGACGAGAGGAUACGUGGAACAGUUGGACCAAAGAAGAAGUCUGAGUGCGAGAUGAUCAUGAUGUGUGGACUGCCUGGUUGCGGCAAGACGACGUGGGCCAACGAGUACACGGCCAAGUUUCCCGAGCGCAAGUACAACAUCCUCGGCACCAACAACAUCAUUGACAAGAUGAAGGUGAUGGGCUUGCCGCGAAAACGCAACUACUCAGGCCGCUGGGACGUCCUCAUCGACAAGUCCACCAAGUGUCUCAACAAGUUGCUCGAGAUGGCAUCCAAGACUCCACGCAACUACAUUCUCGACCAGACCAAUGUGUACCCGACGGCGCAGCGGCGCAAAAUGCGCCCCUUCGAGGGCUUCAAGCGUCGAGCCGUAGUGAUAGUGCCCACAGAUGAAGAGUUCCUCAGGCGGUGUCAAAAGCGAGAAAAGGAAGAAGGGAAGGAUGUGCCGGACAUUGCCGUCCUUGAGAUGAAAGCGAACUUCGUGAUGCCCGAGCAAGGGAGCCUGUUUGAUGAGGUGAUCUUCACGGAGCUCCCACGCGAGGAGGCUGAGCCCCUUGUGAAGAAGUACAACGAAGAAGGCCGGGCGGCGUGCGGACCCCCGCAGCAGCGCUUCCGGCAGGGUGGCGGCUUCGACAACAACCACCGUGGCGGUGGCUUCGGCGGCGGUGGUGAUCGCGGCGGAUUCAGGCCAGGCUUUCGUGGUGGGUUUGACCGACGGAGACCGUUCCCACGAGGUGGAGGACCGCCUGGCGGUCCCGGCUUUCGUGGAGGACCACCACCACCCGGCCGGGGAGGCUAUGGUGGACCACCCCCUCCAUAUCGUGGUGGGGGAGGCUUCCGAGGAGGUGGCGGCGGCGGCUUCCGGGGCGGGCCCCCCGGUGGGCCCCCCAUGGGCAACCGAGGCGGCCCUCCGCCACCACCACCAGGACCCCCGAUGCGCGGGGGCGUAGACAUGAGGAGGGGCGGUCCUCCACCCCCGAGGGGGGGAGGAGGAGGUGGAGGGUGGGGCGGGCCCCCGCCACCACGAGGCUACGGGGGUGGCGGCCGAGCCGGACCCCCACCGCCUCAUGCAGCACCGCAAGGCCCCAUGCCACCCCAGCAACAGUCCUACGGUGGAUACGGUGGCGGCUACAAUCAACAGUACCCAUCAUAUGGCCAGCAAGGCUACGGGCAGCCGCCGGCUCCGCAACCGCAGCCACAGCCGCAGCCGCAGCCACCCUACGGGGGCCAGCAGGUGCCACCCGCCGGGGCCUACGGGCAGCCGGCCGUCGUCCCCCCGGCCGCCGCGGCGUCGUACGGCCAAGCCGCGCCCCAGCAGCAGGCGCCGGCCGCGGCCUACGGACAGGCCGCCCAGUACCAGCAGUACCAGCAGCAGUGGAAUCAGUACUACCAAACCCAGCAGCAGCAGCAGCAGCAACAGCAGCAGCAGUGGAACCAGUACUACCAACAGCAGCAGACGUACGCGGCCGGCGGCGGCUACGCGCCCAUGCAGCAGAUUCCGCCCGCGCGAAAGUAGUGGAUGCCACCGGUUACGCCUACCCCUCCUGGCUACCCCUCCCCCCUUCUGCGACCCGUUCGCAAAAGAAGCAGCCCCCUCCCCUUUCAUACUCCUUUCUCAACCGCGGACACCGUUCUGUGGUGAGAGGCAAACACCACUGCCACCACUGGUCUUGGAGGGAGGGGCUGUGCAACGGGGGCACCGAAGCGAAGGGGGUAACAACACCGCUUCAGUCAAGUUUCUUUGUCAUUGUUGCGUGGGGCUGUUGUAUCGCCGGUGGCUCUGGUUCCACUGUACCUGCCGCUUCAUUCGUUGACGCUGUUUAUCACUUGGGAAGGACUGUUGGGGGCGAGAGCAACAAAGAAACUGAGGCGGCGGCGGCAGCUCUGUGGAAUUGCAGGGCCGGGUGCCGUUCUAAUUUGUUGUUGUGUAUUUGGAAAUCUGGUAUUCAUACCUAUCUUUGUUGUUGUCAUUGUUAUUUUUUUUUCCGCUGGGUCUGAUCAAAGGUGUGCAAAGCUAAAGGGCGUGGUUUGUAUGCUGAAGGUCUGCGGCUUGGCUGCGGCAUCCAGCGUGUAUCUGUUGGCGCGCGCAAAAAGUUUCUUUCUUUGAUUGCAGAGAGAGUGAUAGUUUAGGGGAAUGGGGCUCGUACUUGAGGAGAGCUCAGCUCCUGAAGGGCGCAAUUCUUUUUGUAGGCAGGUUUUCUUUUCUAGGUUUUCCUCGAGUGCCGUGCGUUAGCAAGAAGAUGGCAUGCUUUCCUAGUGGUUGUGCAGACUUGUUGGUCGGGUACCUUAAAGAUAGUUUUUCAUUGUUCAUCGCGCAAGCAAAAUUUUAAAACUCAUUUCUUAUCUCGUCUUGACUGGGAAGGAAGAAACUUCUGUUGUUUUGUAGUCGUGUUCAGCGAAACUGACCUGUGUGUCGUAAUCAAGAAUGGUGGCCAUAGAAUAAGCAAUGAUUGUCACACUCAGUGUGUUGGACAAAUGAAUACUGGUUCCAGCGAUGCUUGGCGAGUGUUUUGAUUGUUUCGUGUCUAAGGUAGUGUUUGUUCUUUUCCCCUGGUACACAGUUUAGCAUGUGUUUAGUGAGGAUGUUGCAUUCCUCUGAUUGAGGAGCUUGUUUUUGUCUACACUGAAAUCGUGCUUAGCUUGUUUUGAUUGGGAGCACCUUUUGCUGCCUUAUUAUCAUUAUUUUUUUUAAUCGUCUUUUUCAUUCUGUAUGUUUUCAUAUGCAUUUUUUCUUUUUUAUUCAUUUAUCUUUUGCUGGUACAUAGAGUCGUGUAUUUGUCAUUUUCGGUAAACAUACACCAAGGAUGGAAUCUUCAUGGUUUUUAAAUUUUUUUUUCGCUCAUCGACGUCAGCCACCAGUCCUGGCACCCCAUCUGCCAUAACGUACACCUCAUUGAAAUUCAUGCGCCCAUUUAGCUAAAAGUGCACCGUUAGAUUGGCAAUGUCAUCAAGUACAAGAUUGGCCUGUAGUUGAUCUGCAUGGCCUCUCGAAUGCCGCGACUGUUACGCAGCCUUGCUUCUUCAUCGACUGUCCCAUUAAAGCUUUGAGUGGACCCUGGUUUUUGUUUUGGUCAUACAUUCUGUGCGACUCUUUAGAGGUAGCGGAGGACGGGGAGAUUGGGAGGGGGGUGGCAUUUGGGGCGGCUACCAAUGAUGGUGUAUCAACUUGUACAUUCUGAAGAACUUGACUAUAUCUCGAGCAGUUUUGAUCAUGCCUCACACCCCUAUUUGUACAUCAACAUCUCUAAAUAAAAAGAGUGUAAUAAAAGGAUGCAUUUCGGUAUA
This is a messenger RNA of Rhipicephalus sanguineus (brown dog tick), 4624 nucleotides long. RefSeq names its product heterogeneous nuclear ribonucleoprotein U-like protein 1. The transcript is spliced from 18 exons. Gene Ontology annotation, molecular function: protein binding. NCBI's taxonomy places the organism in Eukaryota, Metazoa, Arthropoda, Arachnida, Ixodida, Ixodidae. The record is from RefSeq and is a predicted model, not a curated record. Bases 171 to 2855 code for a protein of 894 amino acids.